Messenger RNA from Amoebophrya sp. A25, 403 nucleotides. NCBI's taxonomy places the organism in Eukaryota, Dinophyceae, Syndiniales, Amoebophryaceae. The record is from the annotation of a GenBank genome assembly.
GUUCCUUGGUUUUUACGGUUGCGGAAACGGGCACAAAGCAGAAUCAGCGCGAGGAAACGCUGUUUUGAGAUGUUCUACUACGUUGGCUAUGUGUUGAAGAUUAAGUGGUUGCGGAAAAAUCCAUGGGUGCAGAAUUGUCUCGCUGAAUUUCGCGAAUGGAAGGCAGAAAUCGCUAGAAGGUGGGACAAUGUGGCGAAGUUCGUUCUCAUCAUCCGAUGGCUUACACGUGUCAUCCGCCGACGAAGAGGCAUUCGGAUAAUAGUCAUACGUGUAAGGGGGAAGACGGUUAUUAGAAGGGAAGUAGAGGGGAAAUCGCCGACAAUACUUGUUGACCAUAGUUGUAUUUCUUCAAGGAGAAUAUCUGGGAAGACGGCCUCUUCACCCGGUGCUGGUUCAGUUGCGG